CCCCUGAUCACCGAGAGACCGCUAUUCUCCACUGAUGACGGUCCUGUCAGUAAAUGACAAAACUAUACUAUCAGUGCGCCAAAGCAAUGUCUAACAUACAGCUACUUAUAUACCUCACACAAAUAAACUUCUCGUAUACAGUACGAGCCCCUUCCCUUUCCUGAAAAUAACCUCGCCCACUGAUCACGUGACUGCUGCGUCUCGCUUCCUGUCACCCACUCCAGUCUAACAUUUAUGGUGUGGAGAAGGGACCGGAAGAGGUGAAGAGAGUUGCAGAAUUUGCUGCCCAUUCUUGGUCCUGGCACGCGUGGAGCUGGCGAGAUGAAGAAUUAUUUUUUCUGAGACAGCUGUAUGUAUGAAAGGGCUUUGUGAGCAAAGGGAAUACUUCUAGUUCUACCCGGAGAAGCUUUCAAGCUUGGAACAUCCAUUGGGACAGUAUUUAUGCUGAUAUUAUCUGCGCAACCGCUGCUGGAACAGAAAAAAAGGUUAAUAGAUGUUAUUUAAUGUCAUUGUCUUGCUGCACAAGUUCAGUACCGAGGAGGAAACUGUGGAAACGAGUCUCUGCUUUCCUGCCAGUGUCGCUCAAGGAUUGCCUGUAACUACAUUCAUGUACCAUAUGAAGUGUUACUGGAAUGUGUAACCUCUCCACUUGAACUGACUCAAUGAAUGGGAGUGGUGGCUACAUUCAAUGGUUGCAACCAUAACCAUUAAAUAAGCAGAGAUUUUGGGCUUAAAUAACCCUAUUUUACAUUACUUUCAAUUAUCAGUUAAUAAACGGUUAUGUAUUCAUUAUAAGAUCCUGCAGAAUUAAAAAGUUACAAAGCAAUCUUGGUUAUCUUUACCACACCCACCCUACGUAUCACCAGAGGAUUCAUCACAGAGACUGUUUUUUUUUUAAGGCACAAAAUCACAAUAACCGAUCAACCAAAUCAUAUCUUCCUUCAAAACUGAGCCUUACAGCAGUGGAUCACAUCAAAAUACUGCAAAAUAAAUCUGCAACGGUUUAUUGGACUGUCUAACCAUACCUGUGUCAUGGCACCCCUGCUAUUUUUCUCCUUGGGACUGAUACUCUGCUCCUCAGAAGUAAUGGCGAAAAAAGGGGAUGUGAUAGAAAUCACAGACAGCAACUGGAAUGAUGUCUUGGAGGGGGAGUGGAUGAUCAAAUUCUAUGCCCCUUGGUGUCCUGCUUGUCAUAAUCUGCAGCCUGAGUGGAAUGAAUUUGCAGACUGGGGAGAAGACCUUAAUGUGAAUAUCGCCAAAGUGGAUGUUACAGCCCAGCCAGGACUGAGUGGCAGAUUUAUCAUUACAGCACUGCCAACAAUAUACCACUGCAAAGAUGGAGUUUUCAGAAAGUACCAAGGAUCUAGAUCACACAAGGACUUUAUCAAUUUUAUCAGUGAAAAGGAAUGGGAAACCAUAGAACCUGUAUCAUCCUGGGCUGGCCCAAGUUCAUUUUUGAUGAGUGGCAUGUCUGCAUUGUUCCAGCUAUCCAUGUGGAUCAGGCAAUGCCACAAUUAUUUUGUUGAAGACCUGUCCAUUCCUGUGUGGGGAUCUUACAUUAUAUUUGGAUUGAUGACCCUAUUUCUAGGUCUAUUUUUGGGUUUGAUUUUGGUGUUUGUGGCAGACUUCCUCUGUCCAUCCAAAAGGCACAGACCCCAAGAAUACCAAUAUAUUAAAAACCUGCCUACUGAACCUGCUGACCGGAAGAAACUGGAAGAUGAAGAAAAGGAAGAAGAAGUAAACGACUUUGAAAAUGGCAAGCUUGAAGACAAAGAAGCAAGUGAUGUCCCUCAGGACAAGCUAAGGAAACGUACUGCCAAGUCUUGAUGUUUAUGGGGUUUCUUCUUUUAUGGUCAGAACAGAUGUCACAGAUCCUUGCACUCCAUACACAGAAACAAUUCAUUAUGACCGCUUUCAAGAAUUCUGCCUGUUCUCCAAUUUAUUCCAACUCCCUACAGUAAUUUAGGUAUGAUAUCCUUCUCAUUGUGGUGCAUUAAUGCAAUCUUCCCCUGUUUUCCUUGCAUGAAAUCACUGAUUUAAUAAAGGAAAUGGGCUUUGCAAAGAUUACUGUUACUAACGUAUUUUCCAUACAGUUAUUGUAAUUACAAUACCUGUAACACCUUAGGGGCAUCAAGAUGCAUUAUAAGUACUAAUGCUUUAAAGCAUAAAUAUGGUUUGGGUUAAAAUCAAAUUGUUGGCCAAAAAAGAAUUUUCCCAGGCAAUGAAAAACUGCAAUAAUAAUGUAUGAAUAGAUGUACAGUAGGUGAAGAGAGCCAAUGGAGUUUAGGGGGCUUUACUUGAGUUGCUUUUUACAGCUUUACAGAACAGAGGGAACAGCAAAGCUGCAUCAUGACUACCUGCAAACUGCUGAAAUGUGAUGUCAGAGUAGCUUAAUUAUAAGACUACCAGGUGUUGGACAGUUGUUACAGGGUAUGCACAGACGUUCUUUUACUUUAUUAUUGAUAGCACUGUAGACCAUUAACAAUGCAAAAUAGUUAAUAAUUCUUGUCGUCUUUUUGUUUUUACCUUCUGAAGAGCCAAAUAACGCAUAUGGGAUCCAGUGUUGAAUUUGCGUUGUAUAAUGAUACCAUAUAACAGUUUUCAUUUAGAUUCUGGUUUUGGGGAAAAUUUGUAUAAGUUCAGGAAACACUUUUUGCAAAGCUAAACUGCACAGUCUUUGUAAAUCAGUUUGCUUGAAAAUAUGGGAUCCAGUGUUGAAUUUGCGUUGUAUAAUGAUACCAUAUAACAGCUUUCAUUUAGAUUCUGGUUUUGGGGAAAAUUAGUAUAAUUUCAGGAAACACUUUUUGCAAAGCUAAACUGCACAGUCUUUGUAAAUCAGUUUGCUUGAAAAUAUAUGUUGUAUUUUUGUAACAUGCUGCAAUGAAUAAACUGUUUUUGCUUU
Xenopus laevis (African clawed frog) is the source of this 2902-nucleotide messenger RNA. It is a transcript of the gene tmx1.L, whose product is annotated as thioredoxin-related transmembrane protein 1 L homeolog. The record is from RefSeq and is a predicted model, not a curated record. The transcript has 10 exons. Bases 1033 to 1827 code for a protein of 264 amino acids. Lineage: Eukaryota; Metazoa; Chordata; Amphibia; Anura; Pipidae. Gene Ontology annotation, cellular component: endoplasmic reticulum membrane; extracellular region; endomembrane system. Gene Ontology annotation, molecular function: protein disulfide isomerase activity; disulfide oxidoreductase activity. Gene Ontology annotation, biological process: negative regulation of platelet aggregation; cell redox homeostasis.